AAUAAACUACAAUUUUUAAUUUAAAUUCCUAAAAUAUAUAUAAAAAUGCAAAAAUAAAACUGUAAAACUGUAAACAUUUAUUACAUAUUAAUGUGAUUUUUUAUAGUCGAAAACAUAAAAUCACAUAUUCUGCAUGAACAUGUGAUUUUAUAUUUCUAACUAUGAGUCAGCGGGUCACGGAUUACAUAUCUAAUCUAACAAUAUUUAUCCUACUAUUUUGAAGUAAUUUUAUUAAUUAUUAAUUUAUUUUGAGAAAAUAAUUAAUGUAAUAUAAAAGGUCUAUUUAUGUUCUAAGUAAUCAUAUUCUUUAAAAGCUAAGUGUAGACAAGUUACAGUUUUUCCACUUGCUACAGAUUUUGUAAAAGAUUGUUUAGAAUAUUAUUGCAACAAAAAAUGCCGAAUAAUUAGUAAAAUUUACAUAAUUAUCUAUAUAAUUAUGUAAUUCACUUAAAUGUCAUUUGGCACCCAUGCAAGACAAGUUUUCAUCAUAAUAGAUUUUCAUAAGAAUAUGUGACUACAAAUUAAAAUAUUCUUGACAAAAGCUUAAAAAAUCACCAAUAUUUGUUUUUAAAUUUGUUAUAAAAUUUAAAAAAUCCUAUAUCAGAUUAAGAGUAUAUCAAAUAUUAUAAAAGAAUUACAUAAAAAUAUAUGUUAAUUAAUUCUAAUAAAAAAAAAUAAAGAUGCUCAAUAAAAUUUCAUAUGCUACAAUCUCUUUAUUACGCAAUUCAAUCAAUGGUGUUCGUCUCAUUGAACUUAAUUUUGGAAUUUCUCUUUUUCAAUAAAUAUUGCAAUACAUGACAGUGCGAUACAUGGUAGAUUUUAAUAACAGCACUAAAAUUUUUAAUUUUUAAUAGUUCAUUAAUGCGAAAUAUAUCUAUUGGAAUGUCACAACGUCUUCUUUAUCUGACGUUAAGAUUUCUGCUUUACUUACCGGAGUAACACUAUAUUCUACUGCACAUCCGCUUAUGUAAAGACAAGAAAUACAAAAAAUAUAGCCCAUGCACUGAACAGUAUAAUAAUUUAUUUUUUACUGCUCGUCAUUCUUAAUGGGAUACAAUACUUAUGGAAUAUAAGAAGACGCACUUUCUUUAAAGAAACAAGUUGCGCAUUUUCUUCUUAUUAUUAUCUUAUCUACCUUUUUAUUUAUGCAUGGUUAUAAGCAUUUUAAAAAUUACUAACUUUUAACUUAACUCUGUAUAGUGAAUAGGUGUUACAGAAAAAUUAAGAAAAAAAAAAUUUGAAAACCACAAUAUGAAGAGAAAAAAUAUUCUAUAUACUAUCCGUGCUCAGUAAUACUUGAACCGUCGUUUGAAAUGGAGUUUCCCGAAGACCGAUAUUACCGAAUAAAUCGUAUUCUUUUAUCAGCAAUUGGUCUGUGGCCAUACGAUAAUUUUAAAAGCAGACGUUUUCGUUUUAUAUUUUCACUAUUGAUAAUGGUAUCAUUAAUCUGUGCUCAGUGGAUAAAGUUGUUUACCUCAGAAUACAGUUCCGAUCUUCUUUUAAAAAUAUUAUCUGUCAAUCUUAUUUUAAUCUUUUGUCCUAUAAAGUGUAUUACAUUUUAUGCUGUUUUCGAAAAUAUUAAAGAAUUUCGAGAACGUGUUCGAAAUAACUGGGACGCUUUGAAAGAUAAUCGAGAAAACGAGAUUAUAUGUAAACAUGGAAGAUACGGAAAAUUGUUUACAAUAUUUAUAAUAAUGUCUGCAUCUUCUUUCUCUAUAUUCUACAUUUUUACUCAAUAUCUUUCAAUCCUUCUAAAUAUUAUAAUACCUUUAAAUGUAUCUCGUCCAAGGAAACUCAUGUUUCCUGCGGAAUAUUUUAUCGAUCAUGAGAAAUAUUUUUAUAUCAUAUCUAUAUAUUUAACUUUUUCACUGAUUAUUGCGAUGUCUUGUAUAGCAGCUACUGAAUCGUUUUCAUUAACAAAUGCUUUACAUGCUUUCGGAUUGUUUAAAAUUGCUAGUUACCGUAUAAAAAAUGUAUUAAGCGAAAUUGAUCCACAUGUGUGUCUAACUAAAAGAUAUACCAUAUCUCAUAACAGAAUAAUCGCUGCGGUGGAUUUCCAUAGAAGAGCCAUCGAAUUUUCUGAAUUACUGAAAGCAAGUUUUGGGCGAGUUUAUUUAGGUUUAUUUGUGAUGGAUGUGUGUUCAGCAAGUAUCAAUUUAUUUAACUUAUCUAGAAUAAUAACAUUGGAGAAAGAAAUUUUGGAAAUUAUUAAAUCUGUAUUGUUAAUAAUGAUACAUAUUAUAUAUUUAACUUUAGCAAAUUUUGCUGGACAAGAGUUUAUAAAUAAUGAUACUCAGUUCUAUCGUACGGUAUGCAAUACAGAAUGGUACAAUGCCCCAAUAAAAAUUCAAAAGUUGAUACUUUUUUUGAUACAAAAGACUACAAAAUGUUACAAAGUUGAUGCCGGUGGUAUGUUUAGUCCCUGUUUGGAAGGUUUGGCCACAAGUAUAAGUAUGACGGUUUCGUACUUUAUGGUUCUCCAUUCUGUGUAAUUAAUGUGCCCAGAGCUCCAAAAGUCUAUUUUAUUAUUAUUUUAAAAACAAAAAAAUAUCAUAUUAAUAAAGAUAAUGUAAUAAGCAACAAAGGUUAUACAUUACGAACAAUUUAAAUUUUAAAACACGUCUUCCUAUUGUAUGUAUAAUCUUAUUUAAAUUUAUAUUAAUGAUUAUUAUUAUAUUUUCCUCAAUUAUAUAUUCCAAUUAAUACUUGACGAUGCAUUGAAGAUAUUACUUAAGUAAAAAUGGCAAAUAAAUAAAAAAUAUUGGUGAGAGUUUAAAAUAA
Messenger RNA from Solenopsis invicta (red fire ant), 2781 nucleotides. RefSeq lists its product as uncharacterized. Gene Ontology annotation, molecular function: odorant binding; olfactory receptor activity. The record is from RefSeq and is a predicted model, not a curated record. Gene Ontology annotation, cellular component: plasma membrane. The transcript is spliced from 9 exons. The coding region runs from base 1314 to 2492 and encodes 392 amino acids. Lineage: Eukaryota; Metazoa; Arthropoda; Insecta; Hymenoptera; Formicidae. Gene Ontology annotation, biological process: detection of chemical stimulus involved in sensory perception of smell; sensory perception of smell.